Molecule: messenger RNA, 624 nt
Organism: Ilex paraguariensis (yerba mate)
Lineage: Eukaryota; Viridiplantae; Streptophyta; Magnoliopsida; Aquifoliales; Aquifoliaceae
Source: the annotation of a GenBank genome assembly
AUGGUGAUAUUUAGUACAGCAAGAGUGGGAGGAGGGUACUAUUCUAUGUAUGGACAUGUGGAGAAACUAGCAGAAGAAAUAAAGAAAGGGGCUGCAUCUAUUGAAGGAGUUGAAGCCAAACUAUGGCAGGUCCCUGAGACACUACCUGAUGAGGUGCUUGGGAAAAUGAGUGCACCUCAAAAGAGUGAUGUUCCAGUUAUUACCCCUAGCGAACUUGCUGAGGCUGAUGGUUUUGUUUUUGGCUUUCCCACGAGAUUUGGAAUGAUGGCUGCUCAAUUCAAAGCAUUUCUUGAUGCAACCGGCGGUCUUUGGAGAGCACAGCAGCUUGCAGGCAAGCCUGCUGGGAUCUUCUAUAGUACCGGAUCCCAGGGUGGUGGACAAGAAACUACUGCGUUGACUGCCAUUACUCAGCUGGCUCACCACGGUAUGAUCUUUGUGCCCAUCGGAUAUACAUUUGGGGCUAGAAUGUUUGAAAUGGAGAAAGUGAAAGGUGGAAGUCCUUAUGGUGCAGGAACUUACGCUGGCGAUGGCUCAAGAAUCCCAUCUGAGCUUGAGUUGGAGCAGGCUUUCCACCAGGGGAAGUACAUUGCCACCAUCACCAAGAAACUCAAGGGAGCUUCAUGA